Suillus subaureus is the source of this 513-nucleotide messenger RNA. RefSeq lists its product as uncharacterized. The annotation marks the transcript as partial. The record is from RefSeq and is a predicted model, not a curated record. The transcript has a single exon. NCBI's taxonomy places the organism in Eukaryota, Fungi, Basidiomycota, Agaricomycetes, Boletales, Suillaceae.
CAUUUGGUCGUGGAGUACCUCGACGGUCGGGCGUUAGACAGUUGUUGGAAUAGUAUUACACUCUUCUCCAAGCUUCAUAUUGCUUGGACCCUGCGCAGUUACGUUGCUCAGCUUCGUUGUUUGCGGAGAACUGUUCCAGGGACUCUAGAUGGCUCGUUGUGCACGGUACCACUCUUCGCCGAUUAUGGCGGCGGCCCAUUCAUAUCUUACGACGAUUUGACGACAUGGUUUAAUCACAAGCUCGACGUAUCUCAGCGGAUGAAGAAAGCGCCUCUCGAUACUCCCCCGGUGGUCUUCACACAUCAGGACUUGUGUCCCAGGAACAUUUUGUUGGGGCGCGACGGCAAACUGUAUUUGCUGGAUUGGCAUAGAUCUGGGUUUUUCCCCGCUUGGUUUGAGUACGCCGCCAUGGUCUCUAACCAACACUUCGAAUCACUAUUAUGGGAUAUUCUGGUUCCUUGGGUCUCACACAUUAAUUCUAGUGAGUCGUUUUCCGUCACAGAGUCAUCGUAA